Molecule: messenger RNA, 957 nt
Organism: Ustilaginoidea virens
Lineage: Eukaryota; Fungi; Ascomycota; Sordariomycetes; Hypocreales; Clavicipitaceae
Exons: 2
Coding region: 1-957 (318 amino acids)
Source: RefSeq, a predicted model, not a curated record
AUGCAGAUAGACACGACGCAGUUGGACAGUCAUCAGCGACUUGGGAACCCGUAUGGUUCGGCAACAUCAGUCACAACGCCAAUGUAUGCUGCAACGGCGUCUCCCAGCCCGGGGCAUGCUUCCUUCAUUGCCAAUAAUGUCAAAAGAGUUCGAGAUGUCGACUUUGAUAUGCCCGUGGGUGGCCUUUCCACCUUGGGGCAACCCAGUUUCGGAAACAUGCCGCCAAGCUCUAUCAGAGCUGCUUAUGGACAGGCAGCAGCAGCGGCGGCGGCGGCGGCAGCGGCGGCGACGGCAGCGACGGCGGCAACAGCAGCUUCUUCAGCAAGCGUCUCGUCCGAUGUCUCCAGUCCCCGUCUACCUCAACAUACGCAAGGAUUGCCACAACUUCACCAUCAUCACCACCUCCCAGACCUAGAACAUUUCGGCAGGUCGAUGCAUCACGAAGACGGUAGUGGAGCUCCUAGUAUGGUUGGGCAAGCUGGCAUGCCACCGCCGGCUCCAAGACCACGGGGCCCAAAGCUCAAGUUUACAGCUGACGACGACCAGCUACUCAUUGAGCUCAAAGAGAAGAAAAACUUGAGCUGGAAACAGAUUGCAGACUUUUUCCCGGGUCGAUCCUCAGGGACGUUGCAAGUCCGCUACUGUACGAAACUGAAGGUGAAGACGACUCAGUGGACUGAUGAGAUGGACUUUAAACUUCGUGCGGCUCUCGAGGACUAUGAAAAUGAAAAAUGGCGUAUCAUAGCGCAGAAAGUCGGGUCUGGAUUUACACCUACAGCUUGCCGCGAGCGUGUUCUGCAGUUCACGGGGGAAGAUGAUACCGGUACGACAUGGCAAUCACCAUCCACGAGAUCAGGGUCAGGAGCCGAGGAAUCCGAAACAACAGAACUGCCUCAGAUACAUAGGCCAUGGCUUGAUCGAACAGAACGAAAAUGGUCCUUCACUGGGCUGGAGUAG